GGAAGACGAUCACACUCACACUGCUCAGUCACACGAAGGCAGGAGUUUUCGACGUGCCGAAACACUUCCAACACCACUGACCGUCUUACUCCAUUUCGUUUGAUGUGCAAGCUUGCAUUCCAACCUAACACCCAAGUAUUAGUUCUUCAGUAGUUGUGUUACGAUCACUGGAGAAGUUUAGUUUUGAAGGUCACAGAGAAGCAGCUUUAUUUUGUUCCCAUACGUACGAGAAGCGCCAGUCUGCUCUGUGGGAGUUGGUCAAGUUUCCUGUAGAAGUCUUGCUGGCGCUGAGUGAUAGAUGAGUCCUGACGUCUUGUUGAUUUUAUACCCAUCACUGGAAACUGAAGAUGUCGAUGUCAAUGGCUGUGCGGCGAUCGCUUGGCCGUGUUUUAGAUAGGAUAGAAGGAGCUGCGGCCCAGAGAAUUGAGGCUGGUGGCUCGGUGCCUCGUCUUGUAGCUGUGUCAAAGAAAAAGAGUGUUGACCAUAUCGUGGCGGCUUACAACUACGGCCAGCGUCAUCUCGGGGAGAACUAUGUCCCUGAACUGGUGGAGAAAGCACGUGAUCCACGGAUCCUUUCUGGUGCCCCAGACGUCCGGUGGCAUUAUAUUGGCUCGCUACGCCGCCAGCAAUGCAAACUUAUCGCUGCAUUGCCUAAUCUGUGGAUGGUUGAGACGGUGGCGGCCAAUGAUGUCUCUAAGGCACUGAAUGUGGCGUGGAAAAACCAGCGCCACAGCGAAGAGCGAGACCUGCGUGUCAUGGUGCAGGUCAACACCAGUAGUGAACCAAACAAAAGCGGCUGCGAGAUAGAUGAUUGUGUUGCCAUUGUCGAGCACAUUCUGAAGAACUGCGACCACUUGGUCUUUUCUGGUCUCAUGACGAUCGGAGCAGUCAAAAACAGCCUGCGGUGUCAAGAGGACCCCACCUUCAACAAUCCUGACUUUGAGGUCUUGCAAGAGUUAAAAGAGAAGGUGUGUGCAGCACACUCUCUCGGUAAAGAUGAGGUCGGUCUCAGCAUGGGCAUGACAGCCGACAUGGAGAAUGCCAUCCGCAAUGGCAGCACGAAUAUCCGAGUAGGCACUGCCAUAUUUGGUUCCAGAGAGGACAGUGUGUAUGCCAGUGAGUCCGAGCCACAGUCUGGUGACUCUACAGUACCUGGACCUGCAUUUCCACUGCUUUUCUCUUCAUAAUCGAAAACAAAAUGAGAAAAAAACUUAUUUUUUUUUGCGUUCUACCAUUUUGCAAAACCUGAUAUACAUAAAAUUUAAAAAAAAACACUCAUAUGAAGCUCGCUUCCAUUAUUUAGCUCCUACAAACCAAGUCAAGUUUUCCGCUGUCCUUUUCUGAAUGUACUCGACCUCGUUGUUUGUUGAGUCUGUAUGUUGAGUCAUGAAACCAUGCAUCCUCCUGAUAUCUUAUCUCACCGCAUAUAAAUCAACACCAUGCUAGUCACGUAGCCUUCGUCUGAGCACCAGUUUUAGCUAGUCUUGCUAUUCCGAGUAAUAGCACUCGGCCUUCUUGUUCAGUUCUGUUUUUUUUAUCUGCUCCCAUUCGGGCAUUUUAUCCGUGUGAUCAUCCAUGACCACCUGGUUGGGCAUUUUAUCCGCGUGAUCCAUGACCACCUGGUUGGCUUUGUCGUGGCGGACACUCGCCUGGCAUUUUCUCCGUUUAUCCGUUUAUAACAGCAUCUAAUCUUUAGUCUCGUGUGCACCUGCUGCUUCCGACACUGCGCGCAAUGCGUGUGAUUAUUUAUACCUCAGAAUCUUUUGAUGUGAGCAUCUUGUGCCGGUUCACUGCUCAGCAGGCAGGCUCUGGUAGCGUACUUGUUCGCUUAGCGUCUCGUCAAUUUUUAUUCAUAGCAUAAUAUCCCCUCGUAUGGUUAGCCUCUUCAAUAAUUUUAUCAUACCUUUUUUUCGCUGUUCUUACUCAGUGGUCAGCAGGGCUGCACUUUCCAAGUCUCACU
This is a messenger RNA of Sycon ciliatum, 1960 nucleotides long. Its product is annotated as pyridoxal phosphate homeostasis protein-like. Bases 348 to 1187 code for a protein of 279 amino acids. Gene Ontology annotation, molecular function: pyridoxal phosphate binding. The record is from RefSeq and is a predicted model, not a curated record. NCBI's taxonomy places the organism in Eukaryota, Metazoa, Porifera, Calcarea, Leucosolenida, Sycettidae. Gene Ontology annotation, cellular component: intracellular anatomical structure. The transcript is spliced from 8 exons.